This is a messenger RNA of Solea senegalensis (Senegalese sole), 1664 nucleotides long. It is a transcript of the gene pnocb, whose product is annotated as prepronociceptin b. Lineage: Eukaryota; Metazoa; Chordata; Actinopteri; Pleuronectiformes; Soleidae. The record is from RefSeq and is a predicted model, not a curated record. The coding region runs from base 558 to 1361 and encodes 267 amino acids. Gene Ontology annotation, biological process: sensory perception; chemical synaptic transmission; neuropeptide signaling pathway. Gene Ontology annotation, cellular component: dendrite; neuronal cell body; plasma membrane. Gene Ontology annotation, molecular function: opioid receptor binding. The transcript has 5 exons.
CCGAGGGAGAAGAUGUCUGCCUGGGCCGUGUAGGUCAGUCCACCCCACACCUCGGGAGCCAUGUAGAAGUCGGAGCCACAGGUGGAGGAGAAGUGCUGCCUGGUCAGGUCCCCAUCCACCAGACCUUCACUCAUCUUACUCAGACCAAAGUCUGCCACCUAAAAAUAUCUGGAUGCAGACAUUGGGCAUAAUAUAAAAGAAAAAUGAAGAAUUUGUUGGCAAGUCUUUUCCGGGAACCACGCAAGAGGAGCAAUGAAGAACUUCACGACAAAUUCAAUAAAGGUGAAAGUCCCACACUGCCAUAAACCAUUGCAGAGAUCCUCCGCUGCCCUGUUUCGCAUCGUUGGGUUUCAUUGUGGGGGAGAAAGUUAAAACACGUCAGCUGGAUCAGAUGGAGAGCAGACACGCCGAGCUGAAAUGGACGCGUCAAACACCGCUCAGACUGGAGCCACAUCCCGAAGGCACAAGUUCCCAGAUUGUCCCACCGUUGAACUCUGACUCUUGUUUUCUUCCUGCUGGGCUCCUGUUUGUCCCUGCCUGUCUGGGUGUGCCGAGCCAUGAAGUUCCCUCUGUGGUGCCUGGUGGUGCUGCUGGCAUGUCUCUUCACCCCUGGACGCAGUGACUGCCAGGGGCAAUGUGCGGCCUGCGGUCUGCUCCUGCAGCAGCAGCAGAAGCAACAGCUGCUGCAAGCCUUUAACGCCAUGGUGUGUCUGUUGGAGUGUGAGGGUCACAUCUCUAACUCACUCACAUGGGAGGUGUGUAAACGUGCUGUCACACUGUCGCAUCAGCAUCCUUUGAUUGCUGAGGGGGGCGCUCUGUUCAAGAGAAAGGGAGAGGAGCUUGAGUUGACCUCUCUUGACCUGAACUCUGACAGCGGACUGCUGCAGUCGGCGGCCGCAGAGCGUUUCCAGGAGGGGGAUCAGGAUGAGAUACCAGUGGAGCAGCGCAGUGUCCACUAUGACUCAUCACUGCUGGACUCCUCUGAGGACGGAGACGACCUGCAGGGCUUGGAUCUCAGUCUGGUGGAUGAAGGGAUGAAGCUGAGGGAGGAGAGGAACGUGGAGAGCGACAGCCACCUAGAAGAGGAUGAGGAUGACAGCUCAGAGGCCGUCAUCCUAUCCAAACGCUUCGGUGGCUUUCAGAGAGGUCGCCAUGGGUACCGGAAGCUGAUCAGCUCACCCAUCAGGCCCCUUCAGAAGCGCUACGGUGGGUUCAUAGGCGUCCGCAAAUCUGCCCGCAAAUGGAACAGUCAGAAACGUGUGAACCAGCUGCUCAGACAGUAUCUGGGCAUGAGGAGCAGCCGCAGCGGCAGGUUCAACAACGUCCCCGUAACUCGUGUCUGGAGGCAAAACAAACUGUGAUGUGUUUCCGCCGCUCUCCCCAUUACCUCAACCGAUCAUCACGUUUUCAGCAGCUCACUCCAGUUUGAACUGUGACAUCAUCAUAAACCGCCAUCAUCACCCUCAUCAUCAGAAGAAGAACACACUUCGCCAUCUUGCUGCCUCUCUCCGUGUCUCUAAGUAACGAGGAAUGUUUUGACCGUUCUGUCCUUCUUAUCCAGCAUAUUUACAUGCCAUUCUGUGAAAUAAAAGAAUUAGAGAAGUGCAAUUGAAUAUAUUUUUGUGUGUUGGUAUAAUAAAAGGGCCCAAAUGAAAUUUGGAAAA